AUGAUAUCACCUUUGGCAGCCGUUGUUGUUGUCUUAAGUUGUUUAACUUGUUCACGGGCCAGGGCAGACAGUAACAUCAGCGUCUUGGUUUUUGACGACACACCUGGAUAUGGACGUACCUUUGACGGCAUUGGAGGCCUCAGUGGAGGAGGGGCCACUUCGAAGCUGCUAAUCAACUAUCCCAAAAAUUUGCAAGAUCAAAUCUUGGACUUUUUGUUUUUGCCAAAUUUUGGAGCUUCGCUUCAAAUUCUGAAGGUUGAAAUUGGUGGAGAUGCUCAAAGUACUGACGGAACUGAAGCAUCACACAUGCACAACAGUUGGGAAGAAAACUAUGAACGAGGAUACGAAUGGUGGCUCAUGUCAGAAGCUAAAAAGAGAAACCCAAAUAUUAAACUGUAUGGACUUCCCUGGGGGUUUCCUGGCUGGGUCGGACAGGGAUCCUGGAACCCAUACAACAACAGCACAGUUCUGGCUGACUACAUUGUCAGAUGGGUUAAUGGUGCUAAGACUUUCCAUAACUUGACCAUUGACUAUUUGGGGCUAUGGAAUACAAAUGGCUACAACAUAGAUUACAUCAAGGCAUUACGUCAAGUUCUUGAUCAGCGAGGGUUCCACAAUGUGCAGAUUGUUGCCUCAGACACCGGUGACUGGAACAUUGUUGGUGACAUGAAAAAUGACAAGGACUUGGCCAAUGAUAUCUAUGCACUUGGAGUUCACUACCCUGGCACUACAUCAUCAGAUGAUGCUAAGAAUUCUGGGAAACCACUGUGGGCCUCUGAAGAUUACAGUACUUACAAUGAUGAAUUUGGGGCUGGAUGCUGGGCAAGGAUUCUGAAUCAGAACUACGUGAAUGGUAAUUUAACAGCGACGAUUGCGUGGAACUUAAUCGCCAGUUAUUACCAGGGGCUUGACUACUACAGAAGUGGGCUAAUGACUGCUGUGGAACCUUGGAGUGGUCACUAUCUUGUCAACAGUCCUAUCUGGGUCACAGCACACACAACUCAGUUUGUUUCUGCUGGUUGGAAAUAUCUUCAGCAUGGCAGCGGUGUGGGCUUUUUGCCAAAUGGAGGGUCCUACGUCAGCCUUGUCAGUCCCAGUGGCAAUGAUCUCACAAUCGUAGUGGAGACUAUGACUCACGAUCAUUCAGUUUGUGUCAGGCCUGACCUUUCACCUUACACUGUGACACCACAGACCGUAGCCAUCACCUUGAAAGGUCAUUUUGCAAACAUUUCUGAACUUCACCUCUGGUACACGCAGCUGAUUUUUGGCCAGGAAGAGAGCAACACUUUCAUCAGCCAAGGUCCAGUCAAGGUUGUCAAUGGUGUUGUCCAGCUCAGCUUAGGCUUGGACCAGAUCUACACACUGACCACACUGACCACUGGGUUGAAAGGAUCUUAUCCCACACCACCACCUUCAAGUCCAUUCCCGCUGCCUUAUAAGGAUGAUUUCGAAGCGAAUAAUUUACAUGAUGAACCCUACAACCUGGCCCAGCAGACGGGAUCCUUUGAGGUCCUGAAAAAUGGAAGCAAUCAGUUUGUCAGGCAGAUGGUGCUCAGUGGACCCAUACGUUGGGAGAACUGGUGCUUGGCUGAUACAAUAAACAAAGGAAUCACCCUCAUUGGCAACAACAUGUGGGAUGAUAUAUUUGUUGAAAUUGACUUCACUUUCCCUCCUGUGAAUGCCUCAAGUGGUGUUUUUGUUGCCGCAAGAGUCAGCCAGGGAGGCUGUGGAGUCAGCAACGCUGGCGGAGUCUUCUUAUUUGUCACUUCAGAUCACCAUUUUAUUCUCGCUACAGAUCCAGGCAGGCAUCAUGUAGUAAUUUCAGACAACUUACCCGCUGGCGGAGGAUGGCAUAAACUCUCUCUGUUUGUUCAG
Candidula unifasciata is the source of this 1875-nucleotide messenger RNA. NCBI's taxonomy places the organism in Eukaryota, Metazoa, Mollusca, Gastropoda, Stylommatophora, Geomitridae. The record is from the annotation of a GenBank genome assembly.